AUGGCGCUGCAGGCCUCUCGCCUUCCCUGCGAGCUCUUCGAGUCUCUGGGGCACUUGGAACCCGAAGGCCCCCCGGGAGAGAGCUGGUACCUGGCUGCUUGCCAGCAGUACAGCGCGACCCCCAUCUCCCACUUCCUGCGCUGCAUGCCAGAUAACGCUUUGCCUCUUCUAGGAUACAGAGCCGAAGGAGCCAAGGCCUUUUCUACUAUGCUUCUAGAAAAUACUGCAAUUAUGUCCCUUCAGCUCUCAGGAAAUGAAUUUGAUGACCAUGCAGCUAAGUACUUAACAGAUGCCCUAGCAAACAGUAAAGUGGAAAUUCUGGAUCUGGGUUACAACAUGCUCAGUGACAAAGCAGGUGAAGUUCUUGGAAUGGCAAUAGCAGAACACAUUGGAUUAAAGGAACUUAAAAUCAGCUGGAACCGUUUCUGUAGCCAAGGGGCAGCUGCUUUAGCCAAAGGCUUGGGGGUAGGAAAUGAUUUUAAUCCUGCAAACACAUGCCUCAAAGUGCUGGAUGCCUCCUACGAGGGCUUUGACAACUGUAGAGCGACUGCCUUGGGGGAAGCCCUUAAAACCAACAAUGUACUGGAAGAGCUCAACGUAAGAUGUGUGUCAAUGAUUGCACUAGGCCUGCAAGAAAACAAGACUCUGAAAAACCUUAAUAUGACCAGAAAUUCCAUGCAGAGUGAAGGCUGCUUUGGAAACCUCAAAGCUCUACAGGCAAAUUCUGGCACCAGUGUAGAGAUCCUGGACUUGCCAUGGGCUCAGAAGUACAGGAGGCAUCAGGGCUGCAGGAAGAGCCCAUACUGCGGCCAGGAUGGGUAG
Molecule: messenger RNA, 822 nt
Organism: Struthio camelus australis
Lineage: Eukaryota; Metazoa; Chordata; Aves; Struthioniformes; Struthionidae
Source: RefSeq, a predicted model, not a curated record